AUGGGACAAAAGUCCAUUUUGCUGAGUAUUGUUGAGAGUAUUCCGGAGAAUCUUACUUUCCCUGAGGGAUCUCCUUCACAUCUUUCCACUUAUGAAGCAUGGAUGUUUCUUUUGCAAAAUGCAACGAAAACAGUGGACAUUGCUUCCUAUUAUUGGAUCCUAAGGGGAACUUCUGACGUCAACGACAUCACAGAUAAAGCCUCUCCAGAAGGGGAUUAUUCUGAUAAUGAUUCUCUUGCAUUAGCUAAUAACGGGACAAUUGAACUACGAAAUAUUAAUAUCACUGCUUUAAUUGGAGCAGGAAUAUGCACCACUAAAUUAUGGAUUGUUGACGGAGAACAUUUCUAUGUUGGCUCUGCAAAUAUGGAUUGGAGAUCUCUUACUCAAGUCAAAGAGUUGGGUUUAUUUGGAAGGAAUUGUGACUGCCUAGCCCGAGAUGCUAAAAAGAUCUUUGAUGUUUACUGGCAGCUGGCAGGAGACUGUUCCUCUUCUCAAGUUCCUUCU
Molecule: messenger RNA, 504 nt
Organism: Gigantopelta aegis
Lineage: Eukaryota; Metazoa; Mollusca; Gastropoda; Neomphalida; Peltospiridae
Product: 5'-3' exonuclease PLD3-like
Exons: 4
Molecular function (GO): catalytic activity
Source: RefSeq, a predicted model, not a curated record